Messenger RNA from Metarhizium acridum CQMa 102, 3066 nucleotides. RefSeq lists its product as uncharacterized. Gene Ontology annotation, biological process: regulation of Ras protein signal transduction; mitotic spindle orientation checkpoint signaling. Gene Ontology annotation, cellular component: SIN/MEN two-component GAP complex; mitotic spindle pole body. NCBI's taxonomy places the organism in Eukaryota, Fungi, Ascomycota, Sordariomycetes, Hypocreales, Clavicipitaceae. The record is from RefSeq and is a predicted model, not a curated record. Gene Ontology annotation, molecular function: GTPase activator activity.
AUGGAGACAUUACGAUUAAAACCGCGGCAGCCCGUGGGGGAUGAGAUUGAGAACUGGGAUGACGAUGAUGACCUGGUGCUUGAGGGUGAUGAGCUGUCAUUUCGCACCUCCUUGACGACCGCGGCUGGUCCCACCAACUCCCGCGCCUUGUCACGGCCUCCGUCCAGGCGGCGGGAUUCUACGUCUUCUCAUGUCUCUUUCCGGUCUGAGAUAGAGUCCUGGCACGGCGAGGAAAAGCAAUUGCAUCUGCCUGCCGAUGACGAAUCCUCCACCAUGGACGCCAUUGCUGCCGCAGAGCAUGCUGGCAUUCCUCUGCCCAAAAACGUCCCUUCGUCUGCCCUCAUGGGCGGCACCAUUAAGCGACUUGGGGGUCGCAAAAUCCGCAAGAUUAUCCAGGACGACUGGGAAAACGACCUCGAGCUCCCGGAAGCCUCGCAGAGCUUCAGCAUAAGACCAAAGACUGACGUCGAGUUUCCCGAAACGCUGCGCCAGGUGAGCGCGGGCUCGGUGCAGGCCAGUCCCAUCCGAACCAUGAAGCUGCCAUCAUUUCCCGAGCCACAGCGCAGGCUCUCGGCACAGUCAAACACGAGCGCGCUCUCAUCCGCUCUCAAUUUGGACAGGUUCAAGGACACGGAAGAAGAUGACGACUUUUUGGGGGACGGCAUUGCUACCAUCAAAGUCUCCAAGGGCAGAAUUGCUCCGCAGCCCGUUCCCUUCAUUACACCUCCCACGCCGCAAAAAUCAGAAACAGCCAAGGAACCCGACGACGACUUUGAAAAGGACUUGGAGUUGCCCUCUGACGGAAAGUUGAAACUGUCUACUAGGAGAGAUAUUCCAAAGACGCCGUCGUCCAACGUCGACGACCUGGACUGGGGCGAGGGCAGUCUCGGCACUCGAUACGGCGGUACUAGGCGAGAUGGCCGUUCAAACAGGAGCUCUUCGGCCUCUGCACUCAGCCCCAGCAUCUCGAGCUCCAUCACUGCCGAGAGCGAGGACGAGACGUUUGAAGGUCUUGUCCUGCCCGCUGGGCCGUUUAAUUUCAAGGAGCGUCUCCAACAGCGCAAGAAGAGCUUCUCGCCAGAGCGUAUCCCGGAAGAGUUGCCGUCGCCGCUUCCACCAGCCCCCAAGAAGCCGCCGCCUACCCAGGCCGAGGCUGACCGCGAGGAUUUCUUUGACGAUCUCGACAUUGGAGACGGAAACGUGUUUGGCCCCGGAAAACUGACCCUGCAUCGCAACGUCAAGGUCAAGGAGACGCAGCCUGCGUCCCCUGCGCGGCCCAAGACUGCCGUGUCGCUGACGUUUACGAACAAGCCAACAACACAGACCAGAAUCCCUCGCUUGAGCCAUGAACGGGCCCAUUCGACGUCACUGGAGCCAGUUUAUGAAUCUGGCGGUUCAGCGGCUCCCUCGCGCAGUGGUCGCCGUUCCCAGUCUCGUCUUGGACACUCACACCAGUCGUCGGUUGUCAGUCUUCCCACCCCGACGACAACCUCUCCCGGACGACAUUUUCCCCUUUCCGCACCGCGAGGGCGAGAAGUUGGCUCAAGAUCAUCAUUCUCGUCUCUCAGAGGUGACGCACCGACCACCAGUUCUCAGCUGCUGAAGCAGAAGCGAUCUCUCCCGGCGGUUCGGAGUUCGACAACCACCGCACCAAGACCCGUGUCUCAGAGAUCAGCAACAGACAGACCGCCGUCAAGGGCCGAGGCGGGACGACCUCAAACUGGGUUGAGGCCCAAGACACCCGUGGAGCGGCAGCGCCCGGGCCUCGUCACCGAAAGUCCUGCGUCGUUGACGCGGAAACCUCAACCCUUCUUGCCGGCCGGUGCGUCGCAGUCUCAGUCGCACCACGUCGCUUCAAAGACGUUGCGCCAGUUCCGACGCCACGACUCGGAGAAUGCAAUCGAUCUGCGACCCAUCUCCAGGGCCUUCUCCCGGUCGGGGGGCCGAUCGCCCAGUCCGCACCGAUACAAGGUUGCCGCCGAUACCUGGGAGCGCCUGAGCAAGCCAAAGAACAAGAAGCACUUUGGCGAUGGUCAUGAGCUCGACGGCUUUGAUGACUUGCCAACGUCGCGAGAGACGGAGACGCGAUUCAUGAAGCAGCCUGUGGCCAGCGGCACCAAGACCACCAUUCGAAAUCGGCUGUACCAGAAUAUUCUGCCCGACAGGACCGCGACGCCGGCGCCGCCGAGUCCGUUUUUCCCGUCAAGAUCCGCGGCAACUCCCCGAUUCGCGCGCGACACGGCCGCAAGUCGCAUUGCCCGAGAGACGUCUCUGGCUCACCGUGCGCCAAGCCACGGUCCUCUGUCUGCCAUAACCGCUCAGCGAGAGGGCGGUGGUGGUGGUGCGCUCGCGUCGAGGACGACCAACGUGAGCCAGCAGCCCCAUCUACCCCAGUCAACCAUUCGCUCCAAAAAAAAGACCAAGCGGCCGCAGCAGCUGAAGCCACAUCUCAUUGCCAACCUCAACGCCGGCAAGGAGUCCAAGGUCGUGAACGGCAUGUUUUACAACGCCGAGACGUUCCGCUGGGAAGGCAAUGAGAAUGCGCUGAGUGCGUUCGAUGCCACAGUGGCCACCCCGUCAACCACAACUGCGUCCACGCACGUCACGCGUGAAAGGGAGGCAACUACUCCUCGACCUGCGCUGAUUGCCAAUUUCAGUGCGACCAAGGGCGUCCAAGUUGUUGGCGGCAUGGUCUUUGAUCCAGAAAACAUGUGCUGGCUCAGGAUGGGGCAACAGGACAAGACCAAGUCCGACGCGGGCGAUACUCUGGAUGGCUUUGAUGCACUCGACGACGAGGAAGAUGUGUUCAAGGACAUUCCCGACCUGGACGAUAAUGCCGCAGAAGAAGACCGCGGAGAGGGCGGCCGCGUCAGCGACGUCAAGGACGACUGGCUCGUGGGCGAAGAGUUUGAUGUCGGCCCCGAGUUUGUCAGGAGACAGCGUGAAGAGGAAGAACGAUGGCGAAAGAAGUGCGAGAAGUGGGUUGGCCGCGGGCCUCGAGAUCAGGACAUGUGGCGCUGGACGAUUCGGGAACUCGUCUCUCAGUUCGACGAGCUACCCAUGUAG